This is a messenger RNA of Postia placenta MAD-698-R-SB12, 651 nucleotides long. RefSeq lists its product as hypothetical. The record is from RefSeq and is a predicted model, not a curated record. The annotation marks the transcript as partial. The transcript is spliced from 2 exons. NCBI's taxonomy places the organism in Eukaryota, Fungi, Basidiomycota, Agaricomycetes, Polyporales, Adustoporiaceae.
AUGAGCCCUACCGACACUUACGAGAUCACGCUCGGCUCCAAUGAGUCGCCCGUCAGCCGCCUCCCCAAGCUCGCUGAGGAUGGAUCGAACUGGGUCUUGUUCAAGGCCCAGUUCAAGGCGACGGUGUCGUCCAAGGGCCUAUUGCGGUUCCUCGAAGGUCGCAACAAAAUACCUAUCGAACUGACAGCUCCAGGCGUCGAUUCAGAUGCUGACGAAAAUUACGAGAAUGCUCUCGACAUCUGGACAGGGAAGCAUGAAGCCAUUCACGCACUCCUUUUCCAGACCAUUCCGGAGACAAUGAAGCUUCGCAUCCUUUCCCUGCCGAAGGCCUCGGAUGCCUGGAACCUUGUCUGCAAACAAUACGAAAAUCAAGGGGAGUUUGUUCAGAUGGACAUUCUCACCCGUAUGCACGCCCUCACCACCGAGAAUGGGAGCGACCCUCGACCGACGCUCAACGAGCUACAGCGGCUAUGCACAGAGUACGCCGCCGCCGGAGGCUCCCUCGAUGACGCAGGCUACAAGGCGAUCAUCCUCAAAUGCCUGCCGUUGAGCUACAGAGGUGUGCUGCAUUGUCGCAUGGGCCAUGCAUACAGCCCCGCUUUGCUCAAAAUGGUCCGUGCGGGUGUGGUCAAAGGUAUCAGGCUGUCGGAC